AUGUCAAAUCACACCUCAGUCACUGAAUUUCUCCUACUGGGAGUGACAGACAUCCAAGUACUACAGCCUUUUCUCUUCGUGGUUUUCCUUGCAAUUUAUUUCAUCAUUGUGGCUGGGAAUGGUGUCAUCCUGAUGAUUGUCAUCUCUGAUCCAAGACUCCAUUCACCUAUGUAUUUCUUCCUGGGAAACCUGUCAUGUCUAGACAUCUGCUACUCCACAGUGACACUGCCAAAGAUGCUAGAGAACUUCCUCUCUACACACAAAGCAAUUUCUUUCAUGGGAUGCAUAAGCCAGCUUCACUUCUUGCACUUCCUGGGAAGCACAGAGGCCAUGUUGUUGGCAGUGAUGGCCUUUGACCGCUUUGUGGCUAUCUGCAAACCACUUCGUUACACUGUCAUCAUAAAUCAUCAGUGCUGUACCCACACAGCUAUCACUAUCUGGGUUAUUGGUUUUUUCCAUGCCCUUCUGCAGUCCAUAAUGACCUCUCACUUGAAUUUCUGUGGUUCCAAUCAUAUCCGUUAUUUCUUCUGUGAUGUUAAGCCAUUGCUGGAGUUGGCCUGUGGGAACACUGAGCUCAACCAGAGGCUGCUCAAUACUGCUGCAGGGACCAUUGCCAUGGGCACAUUCUUUUUAACACUUCUCUCCUAUUUCUACAUUAUCAUCCAUCUUUUUGUCAAGACCCAUUCUUGCAGCAUGCUUCACAAAGCACUGUCCACUUGCGCCUCCCACUUCAUGGUAGUUAUUCUUUUGUAUGCCCCUGUUGUCUUUACUUACAUUCAUCCUGCCCCAAGUAGUUCCAUGGACCAGGACCGGGUCAUUGCCAUUAUGUACAGUGUGGUCACACCUGUACUAAACCCACUGAUCUAUACUUUGAGAAACAGGGAAGUAAAAAGGGCCUUGAGUAGGGUGAUCAGAAGGAGGCUCCAAUUUGAAGAAACCUAG
Messenger RNA from Manis javanica (Malayan pangolin), 942 nucleotides. Its product is annotated as olfactory receptor 12D1-like. Gene Ontology annotation, molecular function: G protein-coupled receptor activity; olfactory receptor activity. The record is from RefSeq and is a predicted model, not a curated record. Gene Ontology annotation, biological process: G protein-coupled receptor signaling pathway. Gene Ontology annotation, cellular component: membrane. Lineage: Eukaryota; Metazoa; Chordata; Mammalia; Pholidota; Manidae.